GUGUAAAGAAGAGCAGUGCUGCUAGCUAGAAGUGUAGGGAUCAGGGGAUGGAUAUACUAAAGGAGCUGUUCGGCACCAGCGACGAGCUGCAGAUCAGCAAGAGCCUGUUUGGAGGAGACGGCGGCGCUGGUUCUGAGGAGCUGGUUCUCGAUAAUCCGCCUGUGAGUCCGUCACGUGACUACCUCUCCAGUAGACCCCUCCCACUCCUUCCGGCAGAGCCACGCCCCCAAAUUGCAGCGACAUCGUUGCUAAUUCGGAGCCAAUCAUUGGACGAUUUACACGCUCCCUCUAGUAAUGACGUCGACAACCUUUUCAGACCCGAUGUUCUGAGAGCUCAGUCGGUGUUUCCUCAACUGUCUGAGACUGGAUCCAGUAAUCACGUCAACCUGCAUAAUGUUCCUCACGAGAUGCCAAUGUACCUACUGGAAGACGACGAAGGAAACGAUGAAGAAAUAAUGAGACUACUGGAGACCACAACGGACUCCACUCCGAACCGUAGUGGUACCUCCAGUGGCACUGGUGGUACUCCCAGUGGUACCGCCACACCACCAAACGGAAUAUGUAGUAGGAACGUCACAAUAGAGAUGGUUGCCAUGGAAAUUGUCGCCAUGGAAACCGACGAGUCACUCGGGGACGAGGACAGAGUUGUCGUGGAAACGGAAGAGGCGGGGUCGAUGGACAUCGGUCCUGUGCUAGAAGACGAAAACAUGGGACCUUUUGUGGGUAUGAGUGUGGAGGUGACUGAAAUAGAUGAGUCUUCUGCUGUAGCCGUCCACGAAUCAACAUCAGAAAUGGCAUCUUCUCGCCUGUCUCCUUCCUCUCCCUCUCCUCCUCCACUCCCUUCUCCCCCUCCCGUUUCUCUCCCCGCUCCCUCUCCAAAGACCGUCGUCUCGCUCGAAACUCAGACACCAUCUGAAACUAUUUCUUUGUCCUCUCAGUCUCCUUCUCCUACUUCCUCAACCUCUCCUCCCUCUCCGAAGAGUGUCAAUACUCAACCAUCAUCUAGCCCUGCCUCUAGAACUUCUCAUCAAACAAGACCACCAUCUUCAAGCCUCGCUCCAUCUCCCUCACUGAAUACACUGGUACCUCCAGUAACCCAAAAAUCUUCCCUAACCCCAGCUCAUGAUGUCAACACAACCACUUCCAUCAAACUCAGCAACCGACUCUAAUCUUUACUCCCUCUCUCUUCUCCCUCUCUGAGGACAUUGGCUUCCUGCCAAAGUGAGCCAUCGACCAUUACCCUCUCUCCCUCCCCCUUACCUGCCACAGCCCCUCUCCUUUCUCCUCUUCUCUCUACCAAAGUCCUUAUUCCUUCUUCUACUAGCUCACCAUCGUCUUCUUACUCUGCCAAUGUAACUUCACCUAGAGGUGUUUCGACCUCAUCAAGAACCCAUGCAGUUCCAGAGGAAACGAGUGCGGUCACCACGGCAACAACUGAUAUCACCACGGAAACGAGUGUUAUCGCAGUGGCAAAGACCACACCUACCUUCGUCGCUAGCCUCAAUAUAGCACAUCUCCCUACCAUCAUACCAGUUGGUAAUCCACCAUCAGCUACUGCUCUUUCCUCACAUCUUCCUCCAGCAUUGGCUGGUAGUAGACCUCUGCUGCCAUCAGACCAUCUUCCUUAUUCUCCUCUAGACACACCCUCCCAGUUUCCAUGACGACACGUCCGACUCAACUCUGUUUCCAUAGCAACCAGACCAGGGGUCAAAGUCUGUCGCCACCUCAAUCCAUCGUUCGUUCGAAAUCUCCCCUUCCUCUCUCCCUCCCCCUCUCACCCCCUCUCCUCUCACUUCCACUACAUCAAGCCACGCCCCCUCCAACGAGUAUGCAGCAAAGCAUUGACCAACUCCGUCUUCAGGUGAGGCUUCAGAGUCAGAAACUAGAACAAGCUCUCAAAUCUUUCCUCCCUCAACCGAAACACAAGCCACACCCACCAACUGUUAGCCUUCCGGUUGCAUCUUUGGUUGCCAUGGCAACAUCACCGUUGCCCCCGACGACGACAACUGUGUCGGUUUCGUACCCCUCCCUGAGGAAAGCAGGUUUCAUGGGGAACAGUAGAGUUGAAGGGGUUAAAGAUGCGUCGUCGUUGGAGACGACCAAUAAGGAAAGGGGCAAUAGUGAUUUAACCCUUGUCUCUACCUCUUCCAUUGCUGUACAAGCUAGCUCAACGGAGCGAUCCACUAAUCUCCCAGUUUCUAUGGCUACCGAACAAACCACACCCCCUCAGCCUCCUGAACAACAAAUUUCUGUAAACAGUCAAGGAUCGGCUGGUAGCCAUGAUGACAUGAUCCGUGAAAGCAAUGCAGAUGAUGAAAAGGAUAUUAUUAGUAAUGAAAAGUGGGUGUGGCAGUUUCCCUACUGUCUCCACCUCACUAGAAACAGCAAGUGUGUCUAGUGAUACAAUCGUUGAUGGGGAAUCCCCUGGAACUAGUUGUCAUGGAAACAAUGUAACUCCAACUGUUGUAGGGAAGGCAAAAUGUGUCUGUGGCGGUACAAACCAAAACCAUGGCAACCAGUCAGAGCAUGGAAACGGUGACCACAGCCAAUACAUUCCAUCAUCACCUAAACUGCUGUCUCCCCUGACCCCAUUCCGUUCCACGUUCUCGGUAUGUGUCCCGGACAUGAACUGGAGAGUCCAGCCUUUCGGGUCAGUUCUUGGGAUGAAGGCCCUACCAAUCACCAUCUUGCCUCCCUCCCCCUCCUCCUCCUCCUCCUCCUCUUCUUCUCUCUCUGACAACUCUGGUGUGAGAGGGUCAGCGACAUCAUCAGGGGCCUCCUCUGGAGGUCCAGUGAGUGCUGAUAGUGAGCCUCAGACACAGAGAGCCAAACGAAGAAGAAAUGGCGGAGGAUGGCCGAAGGGGAAGAGGAGGAAGGUCGUCGAGAAUAAUACCCCAAAACCACCGUCCACUGCCUACAGUCUGUUUCUCUCAGAGCAACGGCAGAAAGGGAAAUUUGACUCCAUGUCCAUGUCACAGCUCUCCAAGACCAUUGGGAAGAUGUGGGGCCAGCUGCCACCUCAGGCAAAACAGGAGUAUCAGGAGAGAGCAGUGAAGGACAGAGAGAGGUACCUGAAUGAUCUCAAGACACAUCUGACACAGAAACAGAAAGAAAACUCGUCCUGUAAUCUGGAAUCUGUCAACGAUGUCCUGAACAGUCUCGUGUCGACGGCCGAAGAUAACAGCGUCCUGCUCUGCCACCUCUGUAAACUGACAUUCAACACUCUUCACAACAAACACUGCCACUUCAGCAGCCGCACACACACAGACAGUCUCCUGAGAGAGAUGACUAGAGUUAUGAGUCUCCAGCAAAAGAUUUCACCACCGCCGGGGGGAAAUGGUGGCCAGGACGGUCUCCAUUCCGUUCCACAUGGAACGGAAUGUGGGUUGGGGAACGGAGUGGAGUCACGUGGGGAGGAAUGUGAUACGGAACAUGGGAAUAAGACCGUCAGGGAAAAUGGAACGGAAUCGAGACAAUGUUCACAAGACGCUACUGGUAUGGGGAUGGAAUUGGAUUCGGUGGAAUGUGGUGAUGGAAUGUCAACAGUAGACGAUACUGCAAGGAAUGAUGAAGAGGGGGUGGGAGGUCAAAAGGUCGUUGCCGUGGGAGAGGACUGUGGUAUGGAAGAUGGGAAUCAGACAGUUCCAGCGGUUUCUGAUAUCACGCAACUGGAUGUCCCAUCGGACAAUGGGACUGCCCCAUCUGGUGAUGCUCCCGUCCACCAAACCAAUAAUGAUGAUGUUAGAUAUUCACAGACUGAUGAAGCCGUCCCUGGUAACAGUCCAGGUUCCAUACCAAAUCCAGAUUCGCAGCUAGUGGAAUGGACUCGGGACUAUGCAGGAAUGCUGACUCGGCUCAAAGAACAUGCUGUUGCCAUGCAACCACCCACCCCAAUCGGAACCAGUCAAACCAGUUUUCUAAACCAGUUCCGGGAACAGGAGCAAGACCUGUUUAAACACAUUGACUCUCUUCUCUCUCUCCUCCUCCGCUAGCUGACACCAUGAAUAUGUUUGUUCCAAAGGUAUAUUUUUCACUUGCCUUUGAUCUGGCAUUAAAAUACACCAUGUCACAAUAAUGAUAAACAGAUCAAUAACAUCUGUAUAAUAUUUUCUUUAGAAAUUUUGAGUUUUGAAGUUUGAAAACUGUUUUAGCCCAUGCCGC
Messenger RNA from Geodia barretti, 4161 nucleotides. The record is from the annotation of a GenBank genome assembly. NCBI's taxonomy places the organism in Eukaryota, Metazoa, Porifera, Demospongiae, Tetractinellida, Geodiidae.